Molecule: messenger RNA, 4434 nt
Organism: Aplysia californica (California sea hare)
Lineage: Eukaryota; Metazoa; Mollusca; Gastropoda; Aplysiida; Aplysiidae
Exons: 2
Coding region: 764-2914 (716 amino acids)
Source: RefSeq, a predicted model, not a curated record
GUGCACUCACGCAAACGCACAACAAGACAAGACAUUAGGCCAAGUAAAUACAUGUCUCACGGGCUGUUAGCCUCCUUAAAAAGUGGUAUAAGUAGAGGCUGGAUAUACAUGUAUCAAAAGGUUGACAAGUGAUCUAGACAUGUUCGAGACUUAAAACAGGGUUAACUAGCAACAGACCGGUGCCUAUGGUGUAAUGGUAAGGAUCGUCACUGCACAGCAAAGAUACGAGUUCCAUUCCAGCACGGGGAAUUAUUUUCUAUCAAUUCUUAUAUUGUCUGACUUUCUGUUGGGAUACUGUAUCUACCCCAGCCCCGGCUGGCCCUCACUGUCAGGGCCGAAGCAGCCGGCCUCCUAAAUAAUCUGACAUUGUGUCGGUGGAGGCACAAAACAUUAACAAGCAGUCAGAAGUUAACAGGGCCACCAGCCCAUGUAGGUUCCAAUUCGAUUAAGAUGCAAUGCCUGGUUGAAAUUGAACGUUAUCCUGAACCUGCUGACCCAGUGACGUCAUGGGCUUGUGAAUUGCGCACCAGCUGCAUUUGUGCGUUCUGAAGUCUUCGGCACUGCAGAGGAUCAGUAGUGAACAUACUUUUCAAUCAAGCUGUUUCCUGCUGGGGACUCUGAAGAGAAGGGUGUCCUAACGAGUUCGACGUAAUCAGGAUUUGCAACCAUGUAGGAUCGAGUCACGUAAACAGUAUGAUGAAACGGAAAGGUAUCCAGGCCUUGCUCCCUCCAUGGAUUUCGUCUUUGGCUGCUCUUCUGAACGAUGUUGUGCGCGGAUGACGAAGAUGCAUCCCUCAAGACACCACCCGUCAGACCCAAUGACGUUAUCGACAUAGAAGUGUCCCCCUGUGGCAACUUCCUGCCUGUCGUGUGCAGCAACAGUGGGUCGGACCAGCGCAAACACUGCCAGGGCUGUCUGCCGGGGAAGACCAAGAAAGCCAAGGGAAAGGCCAAGUUACCGACCUGUCUUUCUCGAGCCAAAAAACGGCAAACAGAUCCCAUGAGCAGAGGAGACCCUUUCCUUCCGUCGGUCAUUUCCGACGAGAGCCCCUUCGCUGACUACCCAGUGAAGAACUCCCGUAAGAAGCCGUCCGACUGCAAGUGUAAAGGGUCUGGGUAUAACCUCAGCCCCAGCGCGCUGCUACCAGAGGAGAUGCGCCAGCAGUGGGGUGCGGGUGUCUUUGGGAAGCCCACCACACCCAGUGGCAUCAGCCGAAGUGCCAUGAGUCCAGGAGCUCAGCCCGUCUGUUCUUCUAUUGUCCCGUGCAACAGCGCGGAAGUCGACAACACCAGUAUUGUCCAGCAGUACGCCAGCGCGGGCAAAUGCGAUCCAAGCCCCAACCCGACCCCAACCCCCACGCCAGUCUUGUCCCCAGUUGCCCCUGCUGUGAGAAUGUCUUCGGACAUGGCCAAUAAUAAAUGCCAGUUCUGCUUCCAGAAUAAUAGUUUGUGCACGUGCUUUGAUUUUUCUCACCAGGGAUUUCGUAUGCCAACUAAAAACGACGGGAGGAAGGUGAAAAUAGGUCUGAGGACGACACUUGGCAAGAACAAGGACAUUGGGAUUUCAGUGCCCCUCAGUGGCAAAACUGCCUCCCCUGCGAUGAAACGAAUCCCUUGCUAUUCCUGCAAGGAGCACAGCAACAUUAUCAGCACCAGUAACUUCAACAAGAACGGCACGUCAUCGUCCUUGGCAUUAGAGCGCAGCUACAUAUCACCGUCCUUUGAUAGUGGGUACUUCAAGGCAGGGUUUUCGUGUGGUCGAGGACCAAACCGCGCAAGAAACAGUUUCAGCGGUAUGAGUCUGAGUAAAGCGUACACUUCUAGCAGUGGUGAUUUUCCAGGUAUGACAAAAGCGACAUUUACUCCAAAAGUCCGCAAUCGCCAACUAGCCAGACCUCCACAUCGGAUGCUAAGCAACAUCUCAGCGCCCUCGUUGAUGCCAGGAGAAGAUCUCACUUCCACCCCCGGCAUGUACAAAAGAAGCAGCAAGACUUUACCCCGUUCUGGCGGUUCUCAGAUGCUCGUCCUGGGUAACAGUAGCCACGGCUGCUCCUGUGACACCUGCAGGCGAGUGCCGAGCUUCAUGUCCAGACUGGAUUCCUCCCUGGACUACCCGCCCUCCCACAGCCAGCAGAUGGUGCCACCAGUCUUGAUGUCUUCUUCCUCCUCCCAGAAAUACAAACCCGCCGUUGCGUCAUCCUCUGUUUCUCUCUCCUCGCAGAAGCGAUACCAUCCCUACAGCACUGGUCCUUACGCCUACUCCCAGAGCAGCUCUAGAUCUCUCUACCAGUCACCUGACAUGCAUUCGUGUCCGAGCCCGCCCUACGAAUAUGAGAGUCAUCGUUUCCCGGCCUCUCAAUUGUCCAGCAGUACUCCACUCUCAUUGGCUCAGGAUAUGAGUGCGUUCGAGGCCUCCUUCUCUUACCUAGACAAUGACGUGUUCUCUUCCCCCGCAAACUCCCCUGGCGAGGUCAAGGACAUAUUAGACCUCUCCAUAAAGGACACGGUUGAGUUUUUUGUCAGCAUGAAGUCACCCUUCGUCUCCUCCUCGCCUUCCCCGAUGCCCAGGUCGGCGAACGAGUCCAUCCCUCCUAUGUACAGCUCCUCACUUACACAAGAAGAUGAGUCUCUAUCGCCAGGGCAGCCCGUGGGACUGUCGUCUUGCUUCUGCUCGUUCUCUAACUGCCCGGGUUCCUUUCAGGCCCCUCCACCCCAACCUGUAGAGAUGAGCUUCACGGAGCAGCCGCAACCACCACCACCACAACCCCACAGGCCCAGCCGACGUCCCCACAGCUAUCCCAUGGGUCGCAGUAGGUCCCACCCGUCACAGUCGGUGUCCCUGCUCUACUCGUCUCUCGUCUCGGAUCUGGAAGAUGAACUGAGAAGUGCCAUUGAAAACAUACCAACAGACUGAGACGAAGACACAGCGAUCGUGUCGGUUCAAGGACCAGGCGAGGUGUCCGUAAAUGACAGGACCGUGGCUCGUCAAAAAGGUUUGACGCUUUCUGCAGCUUGUAUCCAGAUUGGCCAACAGCUUGGGGCACUGUUGCGACAAAGAAAGCAAAUAAGCCUUACGGGGUACACAGGGGAACCUCUUGUGUUCUUCCGAGCCCUAACAGUACGAAACGCGAUGUUUUUGGCGCAUUCCAGAGAUGUGGGGGAAAUGUCAAGAACAAUAAUGUCUUGAUGAAGGAAACACUGAAAUAUUAGUUUUUGUGUUCAAAUUUCAAAUGUUCUUAUGCCUGUCUAUAAUUUAGCACUCUCUUCCCUCGGAUUUCUCAUGUCAACAUGUAUUACAAAUGUUUCUUAUACAUCCAUGUCUUGAAUGUGAAUCCACGGGGCUUUCAUGUGAAUAGCAAAUAUCCAAAAUCAAUGUUAAGUCUUUCUUUAAAAAAAAACCCAAAACAACUUGCAUAACAGGCCAGUUUUCGUUCGUCCCUGUUGUAAACAUGUACAAUAUUAUUAGCCAUUAGAUGGCUCUACGCGAUUGCAGUCUCAUACAUUUCCCCCCCUGAUAUUUUCAUUAUUAUUUUAUUCAAGUAUAUUGGUUCACAUAUAUUAAUAAGUGGUCCAUCCUGCCAAUGGUGCUGGCCGUUACUUUCGUGGGUUUGCUUUUUCAUUUGCAUCAUUGUUUGAUUGUGUAACUGACCACUUAUUGGGAAAGGAAGUUUUUCCUUUCUAAUAAUAGUAUGGAACGUGUCAAAGUUUAUCCCCCCCCCCCACCCCCACAAUAAUGCCACCAUUAGCCAUAAACGGAUGAUUAUUAAGGAACGUUUCUCCAGUAUUCUAGCACCCAGUCUCUUUUGAAAAGAGUUUGGAAUUGGCACAGUUGUUUCAAAAGAUGCUGUGAUUGUUAUGCUGAUUGUUUUAGCCCUCUGUGAUAACCCAACAUAAAAUGAAUUUGCAUAAACCAGACGAGAUACGGGAUGUAUGUAUUUGUAAAGUAUUCCUACAAUUGCAAUGUCUUAUACUUUACCACAAACUGCUGUUUGUGUUGAUAAUAGAAUAUUUCUUUCUAUGACGACAGUCACUUGUGCAUAUAAAAAGUUGUGAGUGUAAGUAUGCGCAUGUCAGAAAAUGAGUGAAAGAGAAAGGCAGAGGGAAGGAAAGAAGAAAGGUAAAAGAGAGAAUGCCUUAGAGCUUCUCUGAAGCACUUGUGAUUUUCAGAGAAGUAGAUAGCACAUUUUGUGUCAGUUUCUUGUAUUGGUUUGAUCUUGUAUUUUCUAACAGUACGUUGUCGCUGUUGAUGAUGACUAAAAGAAAAAUUGCUGAACAGAUUUGUUAAAAAACCAUAGACAAUAGAGCAAGCAAGAACGGUGCAAUCACGAAACUAUUGAGUGUUGUUUCUGACUCUAGUUAGAAUAAAACAAUUCUUUAAUAGCAAUUUUGUUCAUUUGUUUCAAUUCCUGUAAAAAUAGCCAAUCACAGAAUAAC